GAUUUUUAUGAUCACAUCUGCUUUAAUGCGUCACUUUAUUACCACAAAUUUCAAUUUUUUUGGUAUUAAUUUCUAAAAUUAAAGGGUAAAAAUGGUCUCUUAAUUGAGUCACCAAAAUAUACAUAAGGCGAGAGAUGUCGAUCGCGUCGUAAGUCGUUGUUGGCUCGAACCAACGGAUAGUCGGUCCACGGUAACGGCGUCCGAGAUUUCCUGUGCGCUUUCUUCUUCUCCACCAUCGCUCUCGUCGCCACGCGUGCGGAAAUCUUGACGCCCCACUCUCCUUCCAACUGCCGCUAACUCGACUCCUCUUCGACCUAAUUGCCUCCUCGAAUUCCUUCGGAUGUCGACGGCGGACGACAGGACCGCCGAUGGCUCGACGACGCCCCGCCGCGGCCGCGUGUGCUUUUCCUUCGCCGCCUACGCCAAGUCCGUCGUCGCCCACCUCUGCUCCUCCGGUGUUCCUGUCGUCCCCGGCCUCUCCGACGCUGAAUUCGCCGCCGUCGAAUCCGCCUACGGCUUCGACUUUCCGCCCGACCUCCGCUCCAUCCUCUGCGAGGGCCUUCCCGUCGGCCCCGGCUUCCCCAACUGGCGCUCCGCCUCGUCGCAGCAGCUCCGCCUCCUACUUGACCUCCCCGUAGCCGGUCUCCUCCACGAGAUCGCCGCGGGGAGCUUCUGGCCUCGGGCCUGGGGCCCGCGACCCCGGGACCCUCAGGUCGUCGCAGCCGCGAGGGAUGCCCUGCACCGGGCCCCGCCACUCGUCCCUGUCUACCGGCACUACUACGUGUCGACCGCCCCGAGCCUCGCGGGGAACCCGGUGUUCUACGUACGUGGCGGCCACGUCCGGCUCGCCGGGCUCGACCUCCCGGACUUCUUUCGGCGCGAGCGGCCGCGGGGGUGGGCGGCGGGGGUUCCGGCCCCCGCGUGGGCGGCCACAUCCGCGAGGAGGGUGGAGGUUUGGACGGAGCUGGCGGAAGGGGAGACGACAGUGGAGCGGCAGCGCGGCGUUUCGCCGUGGGAGACGACGGUGGAGCGGCGGCUAGGGGAGGCGAGGCGUCGGCUGACGGAAGGGGGGUGGAGCGACGAGGAGGUGAGGGAGAUGGUGGCGGCGGGACCAGAGUCGGACGACGGGGACCGGGCCUGGUCCUCCUCGGCCGUGAACUCGGUGGUGCCGGUGCUGAGGGACCGGGAGGGCGUGUCGCGGCAGCUGCAGCUGCUGUCCCUGCGGCUGCUCCGCGGCGGGUGGAGCUACGACGACGUGGUCGAUUCGAUGGGGUGGACGCGCUCCGAGGCUGCGGGUGGUGAAGUGACGAUUGGACCCCGCACAAAGGAAGCACAGAAGCAUGGCAACCGCGGAUGACGGAAUUGUGAAUAAUACUUAAAAGAGCUUGGAAUCCUUCCAUUCUUUGCCGCAAGGGUAAAGAAACAGAGAGACAGAGAGAGAGAG
Messenger RNA from Musa acuminata subsp. malaccensis (wild Malaysian banana), 1444 nucleotides. RefSeq lists its product as uncharacterized. Lineage: Eukaryota; Viridiplantae; Streptophyta; Magnoliopsida; Zingiberales; Musaceae. The record is from RefSeq and is a predicted model, not a curated record.